Cetraspora pellucida is the source of this 1116-nucleotide messenger RNA. The record is from the annotation of a GenBank genome assembly. NCBI's taxonomy places the organism in Eukaryota, Fungi, Glomeromycota, Glomeromycetes, Diversisporales, Gigasporaceae.
AUGAAAAAAAGCGCCGUUUCGACACAAAAUUGGCUUGAGCAAAUUGUUGAACAAAGUCAUAUAGAUUUUCAUGAUUAUGAUAAAUUUUCGGAAAUUGAACCUAUUGUUUCAGGACCUUUUGGGGAAAGUUUUCGUGCAGCUUGGAAAUCUCAUGGAAUGACCAUUAUGUUAAAAAGAUAUAAAGGAAAUCCUGGUACUGAUGAUAAAUCUGCUAUAGAUAAAUUUAUUAGCGAGUUGGAACUGUAUAAAAAAGUUGAUCAUCAUCUUAAUAUUUUGAAAUUUUAUGGAAUUACUCAAGAUGUGUGCUCCAAAAAACAUUUUUUGGUAUUUGAACAUGCAGAUGGUGGCACUCUUCGCCGAAGUAACGAGAGUAUUUCAAAUAACACGAAACCAAGAACUCGAAGAUCAUCCUCCGAAGGCAAAAGUACAUCAUCUUCGAGCGUUGGUAUUUCCAAUGAUUCACUAAAUGCUAUUACUGAAAUUCAGACUACUGGAAAAUCUAAAAAACUUGGAACAAUAAACACUGAACUAAGUAAUUCGGUUUUUAAUGGAAGAAGACCAUCACAUUCAAGAAGUAAUUCAUUUCACGAGAGUAUGUCAACUCCACCAACCCCAACAUCUCCAAGCUCGAAUGGAAGUAACAAGAAAAUAAUAGAAAAUACAGAUUCGGUAUUCCUAAAGGAAUUAUUGAAAUUUUUUGCUGAAAUGUUAGAAUUAAGUGGUGAUUCUAUUGUGAUGAUUUCUAAUAUCAAAGAAUAUUUGCACAAUCGAAUGAGAGAACAUAAGUCAACUUUUAAAACUCUGAAUCAACAUAAAGAUAAUCCACAAUUUGGACCAAUCAUAGGUUUUUUUUACGAAAACUCAAUCGGUACUGUUCAAGAUAAACAGGCUGCCUUCGCUUCUUAUCAGAAAGCUGCAGAUAAUGGUGAUCCAAUAGGCCAGUAUUUUCUUGGUAAAUGCUAUCAAAAUGGAAACGGUGUGACAAAGAAUGUAUCUCGAGCAAUGAUGUACUAUAAAUUAGCUGCUGACAGUGGAUAUUCUCUAGCACAAACUAGGAUUAAUGGCUUGUCAAAACAGAGAAGGCCAUCAUCUGUUUUAAAAGUUAGUCCAAAAUGA